UAUCAUAUGUUGAUCGCAACGCAGUUAAUUGGUGCGCACUGCGCGCGCGCUGCACAUGUUUAAUAUUAUUUGGAAGCUUUCCGAUUAGAAAGCUUCAAAAUUCUCUCAUCAAAACACAUAUCAAGUAAUCAAGUGUAAAUCGAUCCAUUUCGAUAUGAAACCAACGCUUGUGGCUGAUGAAAUGUUUCCCGAAGGAGCUGGACCUUACGUUGAAUUAGAAGAGGUUGGAGGUAGUAGGCUAUUAGUGGAUCUUACGGCUAGCGAGAAAGCUGUUCAUUCAGAAUUUUUUAAUGAUUUUGAUGAUCUUUACGAUGAUGAUGAUUUGGAGUAAAGCAGCAUUUCUAGGAAGUUUAACUACACAGUGCUUUUGUAUAGAUUGCAGUUAACUUAGCAUCGAAGCAGAAAAUUCCUUGUUUUCAUAGAUUCGUGCAAAAUAUGGAUACCGCAGAAUCAAUGGACAUCAUAUGUCGUUAGUUGCGUUCAACAGAAAAUAGCGUUUUAUAUUUUACAAUUAUCAGCAAAAUAAUCUAUGGUUUUUCUUUUAUCAUACUUGUUGAUGCUGCAUGUAACUCAUCAUUUCUUUUUCAGCGUAAUGUUAUAAUCGAUACACAUUGUACCAUUAUUUUUGAUACUUUGAAUAAAUAUAAAAUAUGACACAAUAAUUUUGUGUGUGUGUGUGUGUGUAAGAUAAUGUUAACUUAAUAAUGCCAUGUUUUCAAUAUAUUAAAAACAAUCAAGUAUUAAAAAAAAUUAUGUAACAGUUUCAAAGUUCUUUCUGUUGAACGCAGCUAUUAAAUGUAUCCUAUGUUUAUACUUGUUUGUAUAUAUAAUAGAUAUGAAAAAAUUUUUCGUUUUUUAAGUUUGCUGU
This is a messenger RNA of Atta colombica, 868 nucleotides long. Its product is annotated as myeloma-overexpressed gene 2 protein homolog. Lineage: Eukaryota; Metazoa; Arthropoda; Insecta; Hymenoptera; Formicidae. The record is from RefSeq and is a predicted model, not a curated record. Gene Ontology annotation, biological process: negative regulation of protein neddylation. Bases 155 to 331 code for a protein of 58 amino acids. The transcript is spliced from 3 exons.